CUUCACCAAAUUGUCGAGGUUCGCACCCAAAUUUGUCGAGACGGAUGAAGAAUGAAGACAGAGGUUUGAGCAAGGCCUCAAUUUGGAAAUUCAAACUGCACUGGCCGCCACCACGUAUGAUUCCUUUGAGAAUAUGUUCGAUGCUGCUCAGAGAGUGGAACAUCGUCAAGCCAAGCUUCGAAACUUUCUGAACCAGAAGCGAUCGAACACAAAUGCGUGGUUGAAGCCUAAGGGAAACAUCCCUCCAAGACGUUUCGAGGUUCCUACAGAAAAGCGAAUGAGUCCUUCUGAAUCAGCUGGCCAAGCUCAACCCGUGACAGAUGCGACACCAAUCUGCGCAUUCUGCCGCAAACCUGGACAUCUCGAGAAAAAUUGUUGGUUCAAACAACGGAGAUGCUUAGGGUGCGGAAGCACUGAGCAUUACGCUCGUGAAUGCCCGAAGAAUCGCGAUAGGCUUGGACAGAGUUCCCAAUCUGGAAGUACUACGCCACCGAAGAAUCUUAACAGAGAUGCUUCAAAACCUCGCGUUUCUGCACGAGUCUUUGCUUUGGGAAAGAGAAACGAACCAGAAUCCACUGAUGUUGUUGAAGGUCGUGGCUCGACUCGUUCUUUUGGCUAA
This is a messenger RNA of Oldenlandia corymbosa var. corymbosa, 619 nucleotides long. The record is from the annotation of a GenBank genome assembly. Lineage: Eukaryota; Viridiplantae; Streptophyta; Magnoliopsida; Gentianales; Rubiaceae.